Fopius arisanus is the source of this 4600-nucleotide messenger RNA. RefSeq names its product neurexin-4. The transcript has 5 exons. The record is from RefSeq and is a predicted model, not a curated record. The coding region runs from base 127 to 3939 and encodes 1270 amino acids. Lineage: Eukaryota; Metazoa; Arthropoda; Insecta; Hymenoptera; Braconidae.
UAUCGUAAAUAGGAGAAGAGAGUGUUGACGAGUUGUAAUCGUUGGAGCACAGGAAAAGUUUUUUUUUUCGUAGCAAGUGCCAGUGUUUUGAUUUUCCCAUCCUGAAAAAACAGGAGAAAUGUCAGGAUGAGGAGUGCUACAUGGAUUUGGAUUUUCGCGACGGCUGUUGCCGUCGAAAUAGUCGCAUGGGAAUAUCCAUGCGAUCUGCCCCUUCUGGCAGAUUCCACAAAAAAUAAACUCAUGGCCACUACCUGGAUGCCUGAUAGGACACCAGCUGAUGCUCAACUAUACGGAAACAGUGCCUGGUCACCAGCUGAUAACACUUACAAUCAGCUGUUAACAGUGGACUUGGGGGAGAGACAUGAGAUUAGGAGCAUUGCAACACAUGGUCGUGCUCAUACGAGCGAAUUUGUUAUGGAAUUCAUCCUCCAGUACUCUGAUAACGGUCAUGCUUGGAUCAGUUAUGAGAGUCAGGAAGGGGUGGAAGAGAUGUUCAAGGGAAAUACUGACGCGGACUCUAUCAAGUUGAACAAAUUUGAUGUUCCUAUUAUCGCUCAGUUCAUCCGGAUCAAUCCGACUCGGUGGAAGACGAGAAUAUCCAUGAGGAUUGAGCUCUACGGAUGCCCCUAUGUCUCGGAGGUAGCCGGGUUCAACGGUACCUCUCUGAUCGCGAUGGAUCUACAGCGAGAGCCGAUCGAGACAGAUCGUCACUCCCUGCGUUUUCGUUUCAAGACCAACGCAGCUGAUGGAGUACUCCUGUAUUCCAGAGGUACCCAGGGCGAUUUCCUGGCAAUUCAACUGCGUGACAACCGAAUGCUCUUGAAUAUCGACCUGGGCUCCGGUAUGACAACGAGUUUCUCUGUGGGAAGUCUUCUCGAUGACAACCAGUGGCACGACGUCCUGAUCUCUCGAUCCCGUCGUGACAUCGCUUUCUCAGUGGACCGAGUCCUGGUGAAGGGAAAAAUCAAGGGAAAAUUCCACCGACUGGACCUCAACAGGGCACUCUACAUCGGUGGAGUUCCCAACACUCAGGAGGGACUUGCAGUCACCCAGAACUUCACUGGAUGUAUCGAGAACUUCUACCUGAAUAAAACGAACGUCAUAAGAGAUCUCAAGGAUGUUGAGGAGUACGGGGAGAAUACGAGAUUUCAUCGAAUCCACACGAUCUUCGGUUGUCCAGAUCUUCCGAUAAUCUCCGUGACUUUUCUUAAAGCAGAGACCCACGCCAGGAUGAAAGGCUACGAGGGCGCCUCCUCCUUGAAUGUCUCCCUGGCCUUCAGAACUUAUGAGGAACGAGGGAUAAUUCUCUACCACACGUUCACAACUUCUGGAUUUGUGAAGCUCUUCCUUGAGGAUGGGAAGCUCAAAGUAGAGAUCCAGACGAAGGGAAACUCCAAAGUUAUUCUUGAUAAUUUCGAUGAGAGGUUCAACGAUGGCAAGUGGCAUGAGACAAUUUUGACAAUAUCAAAGAACAGUAUCAUUCUGAAUGUUGAUGGCAGACCAAUGAGGACAAAACGCCUCCUGGAGAUAUCGACAGGUCCUCUUUACCUGGUGGGAGGUGGACUACUGGGGAGUCUGAAGAACAAGGGAUUCGUGGGAUGCAUGAGGAUGAUUAGCAUCGAUGGAAAUUACAAACCCCCAACUGACUGGAAAGAGGGAGAGGAGUACGUGGGUGAGGGAAUUGUUCUGGACUCCUGUCAGAUGCUGGAUCGUUGCAAUCCCAACCCCUGCAAACACGGUGGCACCUGCAGGCAGACAUCCACACAAUUUAUCUGUGAUUGUGCCAAUACCGGGUACUCAGGAGCAGUCUGUCACACCUCCCUGAAUCCCUUGUCCUGUGAGGCCUACAAGAAUAUCCACUCGGUGAGUCAACGAGCUGAAAUCGAAAUCGAUGUCGAUGGUAGUGGACCCCUGGACCCCUUCCCUGUCACCUGUGAAUUCUUCGCUGAUGGCCGAGUAAUGACAGUCGUACGUCACAGCAAUGAACUCGCAACACCUGUCGAUGGAUUCCAAGAGCCUGGCAGCUUCAUCCAGGAUAUCAAUUACGACGCCAAUUACGAUCAGAUCGAGGCCCUACUCAAUAGAUCCAUCAGCUGCCGACAGAGGAUCAAUUAUGCCUGCAAGCACUCCAAGCUGUUCAAUACUCCGGUUCACCAGGGUGAGGCGUUCACACCCAAUUCGUGGUGGGUCAGCAGGGGAAAUAAGAAGAUGGACUACUGGGGUGGGGCUCUGCCUGGUUCAAUGAAAUGUGAGUGUGGAGUCCUGGGGAAUUGUGCUGAUCCCACGAAAUGGUGUAACUGUGACUCUGGAUUUGAGGGAUGGCUAGAGGAUGGGGGGGAUAUCACUGAGAAAGAGAAUUUACCAGUCAGACAGUUGAGGUUUGGUGACACUGGAACACCACUUGAUGAGAAAGAGGGGAGAUAUACUCUGGGGCCUCUUAUCUGUGAGGGCGAUGAUCUAUUCAAGAACGUUGUGACUUUCAGGGUUGUCGAUGCCACUGUUAAUUUACCCACUUUCGAUAUGGGACACAGUGGUGACAUUUACUUCGAGUUCAAGACAACAAUUCCUGAUGCUGUGAUUAUUCACAGCACUGGACCCUCUGAUUACAUCAAAGUAUCGAUAACAACUGGCAAUCAGAUACAGUUUCAGUAUCAGGCUGGGGAUGGACCACAGACUGUCAGUGUCCAAACGUCGUACAUGUUGACUGAUAAUAAUUGGCAUUCAGUUCUUGUCGAGAGAAAUCGAAAGGAAGCCAGAAUUGUUCUGGAUGGAGCCCUCAAGAAUGAGAUAAGCGAGCCCCCAGGGCCUGUCAGGGCUCUUCAUCUCACCUCUGAGCUGAUUGUUGGCGCGACAACUCAGUAUCGAGACGGAUAUGUCGGCUGCAUCAGGGCACUCCUCCUCAAUGGAAAGCUGCAGGACCUGAGGGAUCACGCUAGGAGGGGACUCUACGGCGUCAACGAGGGCUGCACUGGAAAAUGUGAGAGCAAUCCCUGUUUAAAUAAUGGCACCUGUCACGAGAGGUACGACGGCUACAGCUGUGACUGUCGUUUCACCUCUUUCAAGGGGCCCAUUUGUGCUGACGAGAUUGGUGUUAAUAUGGGCUCCAAUUCUAUGAUCAAGUACGAUUUUAUGGGCAGCUGGAGAUCAACAAUUGCGGAAAAAAUUAGAGUUGGAUUCACAACAACUAAUGGUGGUAAGGGCUUUUUAUUGGGUCUCUCGUCGAAUAUCUCUGGAGAGUAUCUCUCCAUUUUCGUUUCUAACUCUGGACAUCUUCGAGUUGUCUUUGAUUUUGGUUUCGAGAGGCAGGAGAUUAUUUUCCCUGCCAAAUACUUUGCUUACGGGCAGUACCAUGAUCUCCAUUUGUCAAGGAAAAAUGGAGGUGCCACUCUGGUUCUCCAGGUGGACAAUCUCGAGCCCAAGGAGUUUCAUUUCGAUAUCAAGGCGUCAGCUGAUGCCCAGUUCAACAAUAUUCAGUACAUGCACAUUGGAAAGAAUGAAUCGAUGACUGAUGGAUUCGUGGGCUGCAUUUCCAGGGUGGAGUUCGAUGAUAUUUAUCCUCUGAAGCUUCUGUUCCAGCAGGAUGGACCCGCCAAUGUGAAAUCCCUUGGUGGACCACUUGCCGAGGAUUUCUGUGGCGUUGAGCCCUUCACUCAUCCACCGAAUAUCGUGGAGACGAGGCCACCGCCUCUCGUUGACAGCGAUAAAGUCAGGGCUGCUUACAAUGAGACUGACACUGCUGUUCUUGGGAGUGUUCUUGCUGUUAUUCUCAUUGCCCUCAUUAUUAUGGCGGUUCUCAUCGGAAGAUACAUGUCCAGACACAAGGGAGAGUAUCUCACACAGGAGGAUAAGGGCGCUGAACAAGCACUCGAUCCAGAUUCUGCAGUUAUACAGUCGACAACUGGACAUCAAGUACAAAAGAAGAGAGAGUGGUUCAUCUAGGGAGUGGAGUUGUUGGCUGCAGAUCGGAUUAUUUCAGGGGAGACUUGGAACUAAAGACCUCGAGUUUUAAUUCUCUCUUGAUAUGUCGUAGGAAUUGCAUAAUUCCAUAAGUUUUCUUUUUAUUUGUUCUUCGUUCUUCGAUAUUUCAGUCGCCGAGUGUAAAAGACGAAUUUACAGUUUUUAUUGGUUUUAUACACUGAGGGACUGGAAUUGUAGUUGAUUCGCUUGUGUUCAUUAACAUUGAGGUCAUGAAGGGAGGCAUUGAGUGGAGAUCCCACGAAAUGAUUUUUCACCACUCUAUUACUUUUUUUUUGUAAUUUUUCAUUCCUGUCAGAUUAUUUUACGUUUAGUUUAGUCAUGUACAAAAACGAAUCUCGGAGAAACAUUUACCGUCCAAACAGCAUUUUACCUUAUUUUUUAGUUGUUUUUUUUUUAAUUGUGAAGUAAUAUAUACAGUAUGAUAAUAGGUUUUAGUGGUUUCGAUACUCUUCACAUCACCUCUGAGCUAUGAAUGCUUCUGAUUGAGAAUUCUAAAUUCUUUUCAUGUCAAAGGUGUACAUAAGCUAUGUUUUUAUACAAAAAUGUGUAGUUUUAUACAAUUUGGAUUUUUCAUUGGAUUUUGGAUAUUAUUGACGAAAUAAAUACUUACGUGUUUCACACA